UGUCAUAAGGCUGUGAUGUCUUGCUGCAUCUUCAAAGAAUUUAAAGCUGAUCUCACAACGUUAAGGAAACCUCUUAGAUCGGCGGCUGCCGCGAAAUCUACUCAACUCUGCCCCAACCCAAAUAACAUAUCUAUCUAACCCCCCUCCCAUCCAGCCAGAUUCUCCUCCAUCCUGUGCCACCCAGUCUCUCUCUCUCUCCUCGCACCCUUAGUUCCUCUUUUCCCCCCUGGCCCCCCACCCCUCCACUGGGCGGUGUAUAAAGGAGUGCAUGUUGCCGUGUGCCCCUCCUCUCCAUAGUGUCUGGAUAAUAGCGGGUGUAACGUGGGUUUGAACUUGCAGGGCUGAGAGGUGGAAGAGGUCUGAGAAGACAGCUGGGUUCUCCUGCGCCUCUGAUUUGUAUUCGGGACCUUCGGGACAUUCCAGUGGAAACGUUUUAAGAGGCAAACUUGACACGAGAUUACUGGAUUUGUGGACAGUUUUACAGGGAUAUACAAGAUCGUGCUGAGAUGAUUCCACAGAUCAUCAUAUACCUGCUCUGCUGGGUGUGUCUGUGUUGUUGCCGUCUUCAACCAGGACCAUCACAGGGAAUAAUGAUGACGACUUCAUCUGUAAGUGGUUCGCUGGCGGGCAGCGUGGUGCUGCCGUGCCACUUCUCCAUAACGCCACCAUCUCCCGGCACACCGACACCGGCUGAACCUACGCACUCAAGCGAAGUUCUUUACGUCGCCAGUCCUGACGAGCAGCUCAGGAUCAAAUGGACAAAGCAGGAGGGAGAGGUGGAGAAGGUGGUGCUGGUCACCCAGGGAGGCAUCCAGAAGGUGGGUCAGGAAUACAAGGGCAGGGUGUCGGCGCCCAGCCACCCGAUGUCAAUCGGGGAAGCCUCUCUGAUGAUCGUCCGGCUCAGGGCAAGCGACGCAGGACUUUACAAGUGUGAAGUUAUGCACGGGAUAGAGGACAGUUGGGGCACUGCCAUCCUCAGUGUCGCUGGUGUGGUGUUCCACUACCGGACCAACACAAGCCGCUACACCCUCGAUUUCCCACAAGCUGUUGAAACGUGCUCGGCUGUAGGUGGCACCAUCGCUACACCCGAACAGCUGAGUGCUGCUUUUGAAGACGGCUUUGACCAGUGUGACGCCGGCUGGCUGUUCGACCAGACGGUCAGAUACCCAAUCACAGUGCCCCGACCUGGUUGCAUGGGUAAUCUCCACAGCAGGCCUGGAGUGAGAUCAUACGGCGUUCGUGACGCCACAGAGAAAUACGAUGUGUACUGCUACGUCGAUAAACUGAAUGGUGAGGUCUUCUAUCCGCCGAUCACAGGCAAGCUCACCUUACAGCAAGCGAGAGAAGAGUGCGAGAAGAACGACGCCGAGCUGGCGUCACCGGGUCAGCUGUACGCCUCCUGGAGGGCAGGACUGAACCACUGCAACUACGGCUGGCUUUCUGAUGGCAGUGUCCGCUACCCCGUCACCGUCCCCAGGCCUCAGUGUGGAGGGGGCCUGCUGGGUGUCCGCACGCUCUACAAGUAUGAAAACCUGACGGGAUUUCCAGACCCAACCGACAGGCACGGCGCUUACUGCUUCAAGGUAAAACAAACAGAGCCGACUACGAUAGCUGCACCGAUGACUCGGGCUGUGUAUGAACCUGACAGUGUUACACACAGUGUCCGUAUGUCACCAGCGGGUACUGCGGACACAGCUACCUUUGCAGCCACUGAGAGGCACCGUGCAGAAGCAGCUACACCGCAGAUGGACAGACUACUGAUCUCAACUAAAAGUCCAACUCAGAAACUACCCACAGCCACACACAGGUCUGGUGACACAACCUCUACAGACCAACACAGACCUCCCCACACAGUGAGAGACCAUUUCCACCAUCAUGGUGACACCUUUGAGACCUCUACUCCGCCAGGUGACUAUGAUGCGCCAGAUUAUGAAAAUCAAGCCAUAGUUGAGGCAGCACCAAUUGGAAGAGACACUGUGAUCCCCAUACAGAUUCCUCCAUUACCUACCUUCCCAGGCAGAGAGGAGGAAGAGGCAACUAGAACUGAAGAUGUAUCUAGAAUGUCGGAGGUGGAAGCAGAGAGCACCUCAACACAGGUGUGGGUCAGGGGUUUCACCACAGUGGCUGAGGGAAUGAUGAAAACCACACCAACACCAGGGCAUCAGCCUGGCCAGGUCACCCCAGAGGAUGCCAAACGGCUCACCCCAGAUCAAGUCACCACAGAACUCCUCACUCCAGAUCAAGUUACCACAGAACCGUUUUCUACAAACCAGGUUCCCACAGAUCUGCUCACCUUAGAUCAGGUCACCACAGAACUCCUCACUCCAGAUCAGGUCACCACAGAACUCCUCACUCCAGAUCAGGUCACCACAGAACUCCUCACUCCAGAUCAGGUCACCACAGAACUGCUCAAGCCAUAUCAGGUUAUUCCAGAAUUGUUCAUCUCAGGAAAAGUUCCUCCAGGACUACUCAUCCCGGACCAAGUUACCCCAGAUCUGCUCAUCCCAGACUCAGUUAUCAUGGACAGGGUUGAAGACGUUGAACACAUACCUGAUGGGCUUGCUGGAGGUACACUCAUGUUUAACUUGGACCAAUCACUGGCCAUUCCUGUUGUCAAGGACUCUUCAGUCAAGCCACCUUUCCAUGUCAUCAUUGUCAACGUGCAUGGGCAAAAUCAGUCUCAGUCAGUUGACAAAAUCGUGGAGAUCUUGAACCAGCCUGUCAGCGGUGUUGAUGGUUCCCAGCAACAGUUUCCCCAGAUUACCCACCUAUCAGGGGGAGCCAGUGAAUUUGUCCCUGACAUGUGGGACAGCAACGCUCUCGAGCCUUCACCCAUCAUGACGUCACCAACCAUCAGCUUUGUCAAUGGAAAACAUGAGGUGACGCUUCAAACUGAACUGCCAGAGGAAGCCAGAGGAGAUCAGUUUGAGACGGCCACUCCAGUUCAACCAAAAGAAGAGGAGGAGGAGGAGGAGGAGGAGACUGUGGCUCCUUUUGACUAUGCUGCAGUAGAAAUCCACACAGAGGACACACCCACUCAGGAACCUGGUGUUAUCAUUACACAGCCAACAGACCCAUCUGUAGCUACUCACUCAGAACAGUACACAUCCUUAAAUCCUGUCAUGAUUACAGGCAUGAAUAUUGCCUUUGAGAGUCUUGGAACACAACAAGCAGAAGAUCAGACGACGUUUAUCACUGCCACACCCCUGGACACACCCCCUGGGUCAUCUGCAGCUACUCUCACAUCAUCAGUGACAGCUGUGCCUGAUGGAUCCCAGCCUGCCGCUACCUAUGAGGACAUGGAAGGCUCAGCGAGCCGUACCACUGAUAAUGAGGCAGGCAGUGCACUGGAGGGCUCUGCAGAGGGCACUGUGCCGACCCUGGCUACAGGCAGCCAGUCAGGAGUGAGCACUGAUGAGACCGAAAUUGGGGGGGAGGAGCUUUCUACUUUUACGCCACUUGUCAUAGAAGACGCACUGAAGUCAAAUGUUACCCAGAUCCAGUUAGAAGACUAUGAGGGAUCAGCAUCGGGGGACUUUGAGGCGUCAGGUGAAUAUGAGGCGUCGGGUGAAUAUGAGGUGUCAGGUAAAUAUGAGGCGUCAGGGCAAGAUAUUUACCCAACAGAGACACACGAGGCAAUCAGCCACACACCCCUGCCAUCAUCUUCCGUCCCUCACUCUCCUGUGGGUCUGAGUGUAACCGAAUUGCCUGUAGUUCUAUCAACUCUUGACUCAGUAACCGAAAUCAUCUUAGGCGCAGAACCCCCGACCAGACACGAUGAAGUUAUGACUGAUGGCGUGGUUCAAAGCCAUCCUGAAACAAUCGCUGCACUUGAAGUUUUACAGACUGUGUCAGCUGUUACUGGCACAGGCCAAACCACACGCAUCAUGGACACCAAGCUCCAAACCUCACUGCCCAGCACGCAGGCACAGUCCAUACAGGCUUCUCCUGCUGCCACUUACAAGAAGAAACACCCCCCUCUUACUACUGAACCAGAGCACAGAGCCCCCUUUAUGACAUCACAAGAUCACACCACACGCCCCACUGAGGUCUCUAGAGGUGGAACUGAGCCAACCACCGUUAGCUCCAUGCAGCCCAUUUCCACUUCAUCCUUCUAUACCGCUGAUCAGAGCACUCUCUCCAUCCCUCAGCGGACUUUGACCCCUGACCUCACAGUCACUCCUGCACCAGAGGAUGAUUUCAAAGAGACCACGCCUCCUUUGGUGGAGUCACUCCCUCAAUUCCUCAAAGAGACCAUGGCUACCGACGGGCCUGAGACCGGCACAGGCUAUUCUGUGGAAGCCAGGACCAUGAACAUCACAGAGCUCCUGCCGUGCUCCACUAAUGUGUGUCAGAACGGAGGCUCCUGCUACAGGAGAGGAGGUGAACAUAUGUGCAUGUGUGCACCUGGUUAUACUGGCCUCUACUGUGAAACAGACAUUGAUGAGUGUCAUUCUAACGCGUGUCUGAAUGGAGCGACCUGCCUGGAUGGAGUAAACUCCUUCACCUGCUUAUGUCUGCCCAGCUACACGGGGCGACUCUGUGAACAAGAUACUGAGGUGUGUGGAUACGGUUGGCACAAGUUUGAGUCUCACUGCUACAGGUAUUUCACCCACCGUCGAACCUGGGAUGUUGCUGAGAGGGAGUGUCGCUUGCACGGUGCCCACCUGACCAGCAUCCUGUCACAAGAGGAGCAACACUUUGUCAAUCGUCUGGGCAGUGAUUACCAGUGGAUCGGACUCAACGACAGAAUGUUUGAGAGAGACUUCAGAUGGUCUGAUAGUAAAGCACUGCAAUAUGACUUCUGGAGGCCCAACCAGCCAGACAGCUUUUUCCAGUCAGGUGAAGACUGUGUGGUGAUGAUAUGGCAUGAGGAUGGACAGUGGAAUGAUGUGCCCUGUAACUAUCACCUCAGCUUCACUUGCAAAAAGGGAACAGUUGCCUGUGGCCAACCACCAGUGGUGAAGCAAGCUCGUGUGUUUGGUGCCAUGAGGCCUCGCUAUGAGAUCAAUUCUCUUGCCCGCUAUCACUGUAAGCAUGGCUAUAUUCAGAGAAACAGACCUACUAUACGCUGCCGGGACAACGGUCAAUGGGACACACCUAAGGUCACCUGUAUGACCCCUGCAUCCUACCACAGGUUAAUAACUGACAGACGACGCAGUGACCAGCAGAGUGGCCAAGAAAAUCGGUACUACAGUAAUCACAUCCAUCACACGCAGAGUCGGCAAAAACAUCCAGAACAACAGCAGAGUGAAGAUUUCCUUCAGAGCUUCUCAUUCAGAGAGAAGAGACAUCAGCACCAAGAUCCGCUCGCACACUGACGGGUUUUAUGAGCCCCCAAAUAUACCGUCACAAUUCAUACGACUAAAACAAAAGUUUGAAAAGUCAAAAAGGAGGUUUGACAAAUUUAAAUGUUGCUUUUUUUUUUUAAACUGUUCCUUUUUUUUGGCAUCUUUGGAGCCCAAUCACCUCUAAAACCUCAAACACGGCUGAUAAUACUUCACAUACACAAGUGCUAGAAAAGAAACCAAUUCACUUCAUGAUGGUGUUGUGUAUCACGAGUAUGUGCAGUAUUUCCCGACAGUACCAUGCAGGCUGUCAGUGAUCUGACAGCCUCCUAAUCACAUAGUAAGACCCUUCGGCUGCUCCCUAGUUUUGUCACUCGGGGUCGGUACAGCAGAUCCGAAGUCGAUCUGCAUGUUGAUUUGGCACACAUUUUACACCAGAUGUCCUUCCUGAUGCAACUCCAAAUUACAUGGACAAAUGUGGCAGUGGUGGGGUUUGAACCGGGAACCUUCCGUAUUGAAACCAAGCCCCGCUGCCCCUGCAGCCUACUAAUCGUACAGUUAUUGUUAAUCUUUUGAAAUUCUGUUGAAACAGUAUAUCGUACCUGUUACCUCCCCAAAAUUUGACACAUUUAUCUUGAAUCCUGCUUUAUAAAUGUUUGUGUUUUUAUUUUGUCAGGAAUUACGGAUUGUGUCCAGAAUCACUCGCGUUUUGUUUCGCUGACUUUUGUUUAACAGACUCUGUAGUGCACGUGUUGAUUCCUACUCAGUGCAUCAUUAAUGCCGCACAAUAAUUGUUGUUGCACGAAUAAUAUUUUAAAAGAUAAUGUCAAUGAUGCACUUUUAAAUGUGUAAUAUACGUGUCCGGUAACUAUGUGCACAGUAUGCUCGACGCUUUGUCAGACGCAUGUGUACACAUUCUUGUGAACACAAUAAUACAUUAUAGACACUUAGAUGUGAACGUUCUUUGCAUAUAUGUGCAUGUUAAUGAGGAUGAAAUUAUUUUUGCUGUGAAAACAGCUCAUAAACAAGUCAUGGAAGACACUUGAUACUUACACCAUAUAUACCCCAUCGGGAGUAGAUUGGCGGUUUAGAUUUUACGGUUGUUUAGUGUAUAUAUUGGCAUAUUCCUGUGGAUGAAGUGUUUAUUUGUUUUGAUUUUUUUUGCUGUUACUUGACAGUGCAUUAUGACAGAGACUCUACACUGAUACUGUGUGUAUAUUUCGAUGAUAUAAGAACAAUAGUUCAGAUGAUGACUUGCAUAAAUCUUUGCAUUAGUCAUCAAAAAAUAUUUCUUAAAAGAGCAUAUAGACUAUGUAAUGUUGACACAGAUACUUGGAAUUAAUGGUUGGUUUAUGACUAUAUUUGCAUAUUAAUGAGCAUGAAGUAGUUUCUUUUUUCUUGUGAACACAAUGGCGCUUUAACAAUAUAUGGUGCUAACAUAUAGUAUUUGCACCAUAUACCCCCUUAGACAUAUGCAUGGUUUCGAUUUUAGCGCUUGUUAGUUAUGUUUGCAUAUUAAUGAGGAUGAAGGGUAUUAUUUUUUGUUGCAUUCAUUACUUGAGAAUAUGGUAUUUACAUUGAUAAUGUGUGUAUAUUUUGGUGACACAGAUACACUAAUGUAGGCGUUAACUUGCAUAAUGAGAUCCUUAGACUUGAGGGUGGUUUUGUGAAUACAUUUGCAUAUUAAUGACGAUCAAGGGUUUUUUAUUGUAAGGACAAUAGACCUUUAACAUUUCAUGGUACAUAUUUGAUGCUUGCAACAUUACACCGUAGGUAUACCAUUCAAGAACCCUUUGAGUGGAUUAAAUUUUAGAGGGUUUUUUUGUCCAAAUAUUUGCCUUUUAAUGAGGACAUAGCAAUUUUUCUUUUAAGCACAAUAGCUCAUUAACAAUACAUGGUACACACUUGAUGCUUACACCAUAGGUACGCACUUUUGGGUAUAUGAGAUGAUUCGAUUUUAGGGUUCUUUGAUGGAUAAAUUGGUGUAUUCGAGAAGAUGAAGUAAUGUUUUUUUAGAAUGACAGACAGGUUAAUAACAAAGAAUUUACAUUCAUGACGUGUGUAUUUUGGUGAUACAAAAUGUUAAGUCAGUCACUCAGAAGUGCUUCAUGAAAGAAUACAGACUGUUGACAGUUAGAUUUAAAGGAUGUUUGCUGAAUAUAUUUGCAUAUUCAUUAGGAUUAAGUGAUUUUUUUUUUUAUUGUGAACACAAUUGUUCAUGAUGGUACACACUUGAUGCUUACGAGAUAGGUACGCCCUUCAGACCACAUGAUAUGAUUAGAUUUUAGGGAUCUUUUGUGUGUAUAUUUGCAUCUUAA
Thalassophryne amazonica is the source of this 7606-nucleotide messenger RNA. Its product is annotated as versican core protein-like. Gene Ontology annotation, biological process: cell adhesion. The transcript has 16 exons. The record is from RefSeq and is a predicted model, not a curated record. Bases 507 to 5321 code for a protein of 1604 amino acids. Gene Ontology annotation, molecular function: hyaluronic acid binding; calcium ion binding. NCBI's taxonomy places the organism in Eukaryota, Metazoa, Chordata, Actinopteri, Batrachoidiformes, Batrachoididae.